Molecule: messenger RNA, 1462 nt
Organism: Brassica oleracea var. oleracea
Lineage: Eukaryota; Viridiplantae; Streptophyta; Magnoliopsida; Brassicales; Brassicaceae
Product: E3 ubiquitin-protein ligase RING1-like
Exons: 1
Coding region: 201-1286 (361 amino acids)
Biological process (GO): protein ubiquitination
Cellular component (GO): cytoplasm
Molecular function (GO): ubiquitin protein ligase activity
Source: RefSeq, a predicted model, not a curated record
UUUCACUCCAGAACCACCGUUAAUAACUCCGUAAUCAUCAGUCCAAGUCAAACAACAUUUUCACGUGUUAUAACCGUCUAAUCUAACGCCGUUAACACUCACCUACAAAAAAAAACAGCGUUUAUAUAAGCAAACAUUUUUUUCUUCUCCCUUCACUCAUCAUUAUCAGAUCCUUUCACCAGCAUCCCAAAUUUAAAGCUAUGAUGCCGUCUAGGUCGGCGACAACAACAGCAGCUCCGACGACGACGGAAACAACAACGUCGUAUUGGUGCUACAGUUGCACGCGUUUCGUCAGCGUUUCAACCGGAGGAUACGUGUUGUGUCCUUAUUGCAACGGCGGUUUCAUCGAAGAUUCUUCCGCCGCAGAAGCACCAACGACGACCACUCCGGUGUCUCAGGUCGAGGAUAGUCAUAGAUCUGUAAUUAGACGGCGGAGAUCGAAUCGGCGCACUUCGUUUAAUCCGGUAAUCGUCUUACACGGAGGAGCCGGUGGUGAGAGAGUUGAGAACGAAGAAGGAGAUCGACGCCCUUAUGAAUUCUAUUACGACGAUGGAUCCGGUUCGGGUCUUAGGCCGCUCCCGGAUUCUGUAUCGGAGAUCUUGAUGGGAUCUGGAUUCGAGCGGUUGCUUGAGCAAUUGAGCCAGAUCGAAGCGUCGGGCAACGGAAUCGGGAGAUCUGGGAACCCUCCGGCGUCGAAAUCAGCGAUUGAAUCUUUACCUCGAGUCGAGAUGGGAGACUUCCACAUCAAAGCGGAGGCGAAUUGCGCCGUGUGCACGGAGGUUUUCGAGGCAGGAGCGGAAGGGCGUGAGAUGCCGUGUAAACACAUUUUUCACGGCGAUUGCAUCGUCCCUUGGCUUUCGAUACGGAACUCGUGCCCUGUUUGUCGAUUUGAAUUGCCUUCGGAUCCGGUUCAACGGAGUAUCGAGGAAGAACACGCUGUUGGUAUGACGAUCUGGAGACUUCCCGGAGGUGGAUUCGCUGUUGGAAGGUUUAACGCGGCGAUGAGAGAAGGGGAGAGGAUUUUGCCGGUGGUGUUGACGGAAGUGGACGGUGGUGGGCUGGGGAGUAAUGAGGGUCCGAGACGAAUCUCUUGGGUUAGGGAUCAUGGGACACCGGAGAUUAGCAGAAAUGCUGCUCGCGCUGGUCGAUUGAGGAGAGCAGCUCGGGGAAUGGUUUCGUUUAUGAGGAGGAUGAGACCAAAUCGUGGCUCUUCUUCUUCUAAUGUUAUUGAUUUGGAUACAAACGUUAUGAAUCGAUCGACGUCGUUGAUCAGAAGAUUUUUCUGAGUUGAUGGUUAGGUGAAAAAAUGUUCAAAUUUUUGUUAUCGUUUUGAUUCAACAAUAGAAGACCAGUUGGAACCUAAAUAGUAUCCCGUCCUUUUCUAAAUGUAAGUAACUUUAGCAAAAAAAAAAAUUUUGUUUCACGAUAUAAGUUAUUUACAUAUUUAAAUGCAUCUUUUUCA